CCUGUGGGUGGGGCGGUGGGUUGGGUCCUGAGCAUGCCCUGGUGAGAGGGCUCCUCUUGGGGAGCCCAGGGAGCUCCGGGAGCCUGCUGGUUUGGGGGUGUCUCCUCCCGGGGAGCGAUGGCGGCGUUGGCCAGUAGCCUGAUCCGACAGAAGCGGGAGGUCCGCGAGCCCGGGGGCAGCCGGCCGGUGUCCGCGCAGCGGCGCGUGUGUCCCCGCGGUACCAAGUCACUUUGCCAGAAGCAGCUCCUCAUCCUGCUGUCCAAGGUGCGACUGUGCGGGGGGCGGCCCACGCGACAGGACCGCGGCCCAGAGCCUCAGCUCAAAGGCAUCGUCACCAAACUGUUCUGCCGCCAGGGUUUCUACCUCCAGGCGAAUCCAGAUGGGAGCAUCCAGGGCACCCCAGAGGACACCAGCUCCUUCACCCACUUCAAUCUGAUUCCCGUGGGGCUUCGUGUGGUCACCAUCCAGAGUGCCAAGCUGGGUCACUACAUGGCCAUGAAUGCUGAGGGGCUAUUGUACAGCUCGCCGCAUUUCACAGCAGAGUGUCGCUUUAAGGAGUGCGUCUUUGAGAAUUACUAUGUCCUGUAUGCCUCUGCUCUCUACCGCCAGCGUCGUUCUGGCCGGGCCUGGUACCUAGGCCUGGACAAGGAAGGCCGGGUCAUGAAGGGAAACCGAGUCAAGAAGACCAAGGCAGCUGCCCACUUUGUGCCCAAGCUCCUGGAGGGUGGGUAUGGGCUCAAGAAAAGUGGCCAUGUACCGGGAGCCUUCUCUCCACAGUGUCCCUGAGACUUCCCCUUCCAGUCCCCCUGCCCAUUGAGAUGUAGUCCCUGGACUGGAGGCUCUCUGCACUUCCAGUGAGCCGGCCACCGCCACACCCCGUCUUCCAGCCCUGCUCCAGGCCUUGCUGCUCUUGCCCCUGUUGCCACACACAUGCCCUGAGCAGCCAGGUCUCACCAGGUGCUGUACCCUGUGGGAGCUUAGGAGCUCUCUGGGACCUCCAGAAUUGCUGAGCUCUUAGAUCCUGGGGCCCAGGAGAGGCUCCAAGACGGAGGCGCUGGAAAUGAUCCUGGCUGGUCAGCUCUCUUUUUUUCCCACACUAACUCCUGCCCCUUAAGAGAACCCCAUUUUUUCCUAAAAGGCACCGGGGUUCCAACACUGACAAGGCAAGGGAAUUCUCUUUGCCCUGGCUGAGCCAGUCUCUGAAGCCAUGUCCUUCUUUUCAUUGCUGCAAAGCCAUAGCUUUCUAGGUCGGUCCACUGGCACCCAGACUUCAUCUCCUCUGUCCUCUACCCUCUGUGUUGGUCUGGACAGGUUCUGAUACAGCUGGUCACUCCAGCCAGGCAGGGCCAUUCCUAUGCUCUGUGUUAGAAGCCAGGAUCCUUGACACUUCUAUCCUUGACCUAGAUGGACACCUCCCACCCCUAGUUUUUUGGUUUUUUUGUUUUUGUUUUUUUUAAAGAGGCUGAAUUUGAGCCUCCUAAUGUAGCUAUUGGCCUUAGUCUGAAUUGGAAGGAGUCUCAGGUCACCACAGGUUAAACCUCUUAUCCCAGAGACACCCAUUCCAGAGCAUGGUACUCUAGACCUUUGUGGAGCCAUACUUCCUCCUGAAUCUCAGCUCUAGGGCAUAGACCAUGACUCUCAACCCUUUUUCCCAGGAUAGAAUGAGGGUCUGUAUAGCCAUGUUACUGUACUAGAAUACGUUCUAAACCACCCUUCCACUUUCUCCAGUGAGGAUUUAAGCAUGAGCUAUGGAUAGAACUCAGCUAUGAUUAAUUAAGAACUAAUUUGUUCUGAGCUGUGCUUGGUGGCACGUGCCUGUAAUUCAGCACCUGGGAGGCUGAAUCAGAAUGGUUUUGAGUUAGAGGCUAUCCUGGGCUAAUAACAAAACCCUGUUUCAAAAGCCAACACACACACACACACACACACACACAGAGAGAGAGAGAGAGAGAGAGAGAGAGAGAGAGAGAGAGAGAGAGAUAUUACUAAUUAACACUGAAUGGAUCAAGAACCAUUUCUUGCUUUUCCUAGAUAAUUUUCUAAAAAUCAUCACUCCAGAAUACUAACCUUACUUUUUACAUGGUUUCUAGUUUCAGCAUUCCAACUGGGGUUCUGCCAGGGAAACAAGAGUCUGGGGAAAGAUACAGGAAUUGUGGAAGAAUAUACCUGACUCCUAUAGGGAAGCUGAGAGGGAGAAAAUGCCAUGGUAUGGUUGAACCUGUGUUCACUUAGCUACCUCAGCAGGAGUUCCUUCCAGAUCCCUUUUAAAGCUGAGGUCUUUCUUUCUGAUAUGGUGUGGUGCAUCUAUGAGGUAAAGGGAGGGGUGGGGGAAUAAAGGCUAGCCUGGGCUACAUAGUGAGUUUCGGGGUCAGCCUAGGCUAUGUGAGACCCUGUCUCAAACAACAAAAAGCUGAGGUCUAUAAUGAUAAGAACUCUAGAAUUAAAAAGGACAACUAGGGACACAUCCUUGACUCCCCCUCACAGCAAAGAGACUCCCAACUCAGCAAUAACUCUACAGGUCAGGCCUAGGAGCCUCUUGGGUUCCCAGACCUCAUAUGUAUCCCGGAGCUUCUAACUAAAUAGAAUUUACUUUACCUUACAGUUUAUAACCUCAGGUGGGUUUUAAGUACCCAAAAAGGACUUGAAAACGGGGAAAGCCCAUGGGGAACCUCUAGUAAAAUAGGGGGUAGAUUCCGAGUCUAGCGGAUGCAGGUGGAAACGUCUAUGGAGGUCCUAAGGGAGGGGCUAGUGCUCAAAGACAGGUCACUUUUCCUCAGGCCCUUUUACUUCUGGCUUGUUGCAAGAGAUGCCCUCCUGCCUCAUACAAACCCCGCUCAGGCUCCGCCCAUCUCCUGGCUCUGCUCUCAGGGGACUGGGUCUCCACUUCAUGCUUUCUGUAAUUAAAGAUGAUUUAUACAACCA
Rattus norvegicus (Norway rat) is the source of this 2919-nucleotide messenger RNA. RefSeq names its product fibroblast growth factor 11 (gene Fgf11). Lineage: Eukaryota; Metazoa; Chordata; Mammalia; Rodentia; Muridae. Gene Ontology annotation, molecular function: growth factor activity. Gene Ontology annotation, biological process: signal transduction. The record is from RefSeq and is a predicted model, not a curated record.